Messenger RNA from Hyalella azteca, 1941 nucleotides. RefSeq lists its product as uncharacterized. The record is from RefSeq and is a predicted model, not a curated record. Lineage: Eukaryota; Metazoa; Arthropoda; Malacostraca; Amphipoda; Hyalellidae. The transcript is spliced from 4 exons. The coding region runs from base 619 to 1941 and encodes 440 amino acids.
GAUUUGUGAAGUGCUGGAGUGAAAAAUGCUUUGUUCUCGUUGAGUGAAAAGUUACUUGCUUCCGUUGAAUGAAAAGUUACGUGUUUUAUCGGCGAGUUGUGUUAGUGAGUGUUGCGUUUGCACAGUUCAAUUGAUACACGAUACGAUUUGGAUAAUGUAGGAGCGUGAACACCUUAUUUUUGUAAAUACUACUCGAGUUGCAUGUAGCUCUUUCAAGACGAUAUCUUUCCUAUUUUCUUAGAGCCACUAUGGUUAUCAAGAAUCUACAUGCUCAUGUGAUAUCACUCUGAAAUUCAACGUAUAGGAGGUUGUUAUAUCUACCUGCAACAUCUCGCAUACUUUCAUGUUUGCGAUCUAGUGAAAAAGCCGUGCACGAUUUUGUGGAAAUGCCGUGCACGAUCUAGUGGAAACGCAGUGGACGAUCUAGCGAAAAUGCCGUGCACGAUAUAGUGGAGACGCCGUGUAAGAUCUAGCGGAAAUGCCGUGCAAGAUCUAGUAGAAAUGCCGUGCUCGAUCUAGCAAAAAUGCCGUGCAAGAUCUAGCGGAAAUGCCGCGCACGUGAGAUCUCGCGCUGAAGAUCUCCGACGGACUGGACUUCAGAUCUGCGGAUCCAGCGCCAUGGAGGACCGGUCCGCCCGACCCCGUCCAGAGGCUGUCUGGGCAACCCCAAGGAAGAGGCUGCUUCGCUACACAAAGGUUAACCGCUCACUCAAGACUCAGGAUUGGGUGAACAACUCAGCUCACGUAGUUCGUUCAGCGUCAGAAAUAACAGACCCCGAGAAGCCAACUUUUCUCUUUAACACUGCGCCCGAGAUCAGUAAGAGCGAUGACAAUAACAUCGACAGAUUAGACUCAGAACUUCAGUAUAAAAGUUUACCUCCAAACUUUACAGCUGAGGCCGAGAUUGGCGCGGAAAGCAGCUUAGCUCCCCAGGAGACCCGACGUUCAUCUGAAGACGACAGCUCUCAGCAGCUGCAACAGAAGGAUGAGUCUUGCGAGGUGCUCAUCGAUGAGUCCGAAGACAACACAGAUGCAUCAUCCACGAACACUGUAGGGAAAUGUAGCGGAUAUUCAUGCUCGACCGCUGUUCAUAUAAGCUUUGAAUUGAGCGACGACAAAGGCGUCGCUAGGGAGUGCUCCCAGGACACUGUCGCUGAUGUCGGUCGCCGUAUCGGCAGUUUAGGAGAGAGCCGCAGCCUGGGACCGGCCUUCUUCUCGAGAAGCGCUGAGUCCUAUCCUCUCAAUCCAGAGUCCAAGUCCCAGUCUUACGGUGCCUAUAAUGCUUACGGUAAAGGAACGAGCCGAAGGUACAAAUUAAGCUUUAGAGAGGAUAGCAGUGAUGCCGGUCCUUGGGGAGACAGAAGACUUGCAAUUGAAGAAGAAAUUGGUGGUGAGCGCCAACGCUAUGGAGAAGACGCCGGUGCUGAAGGGAGAUGCUUCUCAGGUUUCAGACCCAAAGGCAUCCAGCUACGCCUCAUCCCGAGGGGCUCUACAGAACGGUACACUCCAAAGUUGCAGCCUGCACAGAGCUUCUUGCAGCCCUCGCAGACAUUUUUGCAGCCCACGCAGUCAUACCCUCGAAUUCCUUGCAGCCCUCACCAUACUAGUGGUCCAAGACCCCACUCACAGAGACGGGGUAGCAGCCCCCAAGCUCCUCCCCAGAUACUGUACGGCUCAGUGGUGUUGCGAGCCCCACACUCUGCACAGAGCUCACCCCCUGGGCCGCGGUCACCCAGGCUAGGGGUCAUGGCUGAUGGCUGGAGCGGCUCUAGCCUCAAGACUCGUCGGUCGUCUGGGGAAAUGGAGUGGCUUGCGGCACCGGGUUUUCCUGGUCUGCCACGUUCCCGUAAGAAUAGCUGGUCUUCCGUCAGCACCGACUGUGACUUCUCCCCGUGCUGGGAAGAUGGUUCGCAUUCCCACAUCCGGCAGACGAGAAGGUAA